Messenger RNA from Fomitiporia mediterranea MF3/22, 1542 nucleotides. RefSeq lists its product as uncharacterized. The record is from RefSeq and is a predicted model, not a curated record. The annotation marks the transcript as partial. Lineage: Eukaryota; Fungi; Basidiomycota; Agaricomycetes; Hymenochaetales; Hymenochaetaceae. Gene Ontology annotation, molecular function: protein binding; transcription cis-regulatory region binding. Gene Ontology annotation, cellular component: Set1C/COMPASS complex. The transcript has a single exon.
AUGAUUGCACGAGAGGAAUCGUAUCCCCCAGAGACUUCAGCGCCAUCGACUCCACUACCUUUACCUUAUAGCAACACUCCGCCACCGUCGAACAAAAAGCGAAAACAUGCCACGCUUAGUGGUGCAACACCGACGAGCGCUGCGUCUCCUGCGCCCUCUGACUCUGGAGUACCACCGACACAAGCUGCUGAUGGGAGUUUACUUCCUACGACAGACUCAAACUUGGUAGAUUAUUGGUCACGUUUGACAGUUUCUCGUCCUCCACUUUUCGUACCAAUCAGCGAAGGAUCAAUAUACAAUACCACAGAACAAAUCCCCCACCGUCUCAACUUCCGCUACAUUCCCAUCGGUCUCUCCGAGCCUGGAUCAAAAUCUCAGUUCCGAGUCAUUGAGAGUAAUCCGCCAGGAUACGUACGCGUAAGCUGGGAAGAUCGUAGCGCGUUCAUGAAAGUCACAACGGAUGGUCUAGGCCUCUGCGGUGAGAAAGGCUAUCGAUCUGCACGCCUCAACGUACCCAUCCGCGAAGGCAAGUGGUACUUUGAGAUAAAAAUUGAGCAUGGAGGCGGUGCAAAGCUUCCAGAUAGUGGAGCGAAGGAAGGCGCACAUGUUCGAUUAGGCUGGGGAAGGCGAGAAGCAGGGCUUAAUUGUCCUAUCGGUGCGGAUGGUUAUAGCUAUGGGUAUAUUGACAAGGACGGACGAAAGGUGACGCUUUCGCGCCCUCGUCCUUAUGGGCAGAGCUACGGUACUGGGGACGUUAUCGGCAUGUACAUCUCACUUCCACCAAAACGCAAGCCGAAGGCGAACGAUCCUUAUGACCCAGCGCAAUUAAACCGUGUAGGCAUUCCCAUUCCUUUCAAAGGUCGGGCGUACUAUGAAAUCCCUGAGUAUCCUCAGUCGAAGGAGAUGAUUUCUCUGAUGGACUCAUCGGCUAGCAAAGCUAAGGAUACUGCAUCCGUACCUUCGUCUACCAAAAAAUCUGCAACGGUGAAGAACUUACCCGAACGUGGACGAGGGAACAAGCCACCUCCCGAACCAAGUCCAUUACAACAUUUACCCGUCUUACACGGUUCACACAUUGCUUACUUCGUCAACGGGAAAAGCCAAGGUGUCGCAUUUCAAGAACUAUUCGAUUAUCUACAAUUACGCACGGUUCCUUCUGCUCGGAAUAACCGUUCUCGGCGGAGACUACGAGAAGGUUACGCAGAGCACAAGGACAACCCAUUCGAUGAUGGUUGGCUCGGAUACUACCCCUUUGUAUCUUUGUUCAACGGUGCUCGCGUUAGCAUCAACGCAGGACCCGACUUCGAAUACCCGCCUCCACCAGAUAUCGAAGGUGUACUCGCCAACGACCCAGAUUCAGCCGAUACGAAAUUACGAACAUGGCGACCCUUGUGCGAGCGCUAUGCAGAAUUCGUUACAGAGCAACGUGAGAUCGACGAUAUGGCAGAGGCAGAGGCGCAAAAGAAGGCGCAAAAACAACAGCAGCAGCAGGAAGCUUCACAACAGCGUGCUACUGCUAAACCACCGAAGAAGGAGCGUGCA